CUACUGCCUUUCGUGCGUGCGAGAAUGGGUGUUUUUUUUAAUUGGGGGUCAGUUAGGUUGGUUGGUGUAGGGGUAGGGGUGAUGGGUGGAUAAGAUGGUGAUGAAGGAGGAGGAGGAGGAGGAAGCAUUACCAAUACCUGUGACAUCGUAAUAAGUUUGUCGUAGUAGUAUUGGUAAUAGUGAUGGUGGUGGGUAGUUCCAAUAUUACUACAACUACUACUACUACUACUACUACUACUACUACUACUACUACUACUACUACUACUACUACUACUACUUCUAAUAAUAAUAAUAAUAAUAAUAAUAUGUAUGUAUGUAUGUAUGUAUGUAUAUAUGUGUCUAGUAUGUUUUAUGCUCUUGUAUGAUCCCUUAGAUGUGGCAGAGUGACGCAGGUGAGGCCAGCACAUAACAUUUCACGAGUUCACGAAGGCGAGACUGACACAAUCGAAACAUUUGAAACCGCUGUUAAUGGCCAGACAAGUGUGUCACAGUCAUGUUUGGUGUUGGAUUAAGAACACACUGUAUAUGUGCAAAAAGCUCCACCUAGUAUAUAAAGUAAAAGGAAAAAACUAACACAGUAUGAGAAAACAAUCAUACAAAUCACAGAAUAUUAAAUACAAAUGCGUGUGAGUCAGGAGUGUAUGAGGACGUGACGUGAUGGUCUAUGAGGCUCCAAGGGACGCUCCCAAGGGCUGGGCACCAGACAGCUCAGCCAAGGAGCUCACCCUUGUCUGGCUUGUCCCUGAAGUACGACAUUCCUCACCUGACUCAUUAGUGGACUUACUAAGCUCCUCUGGCCACUCACUUGUCAGAUGCAGGUGUAAGGGACUAAAAGGUUACUUGUAGUCAGUUGUUUAUUUAUUUAUUUAUUUUCUGUCUUGUCUUUUAGAUUUGAUCAGAGUAUUUCUGCUUUCUUGCUUGGUUUUUUAUUAUUAAUUGUACAACAGUAGAGUAAUGCUUCCGCUGUAUUCUUAUAUAGAUAACUUUAACGUUUGUUCAGCAUUGUUCAAAUUUAGUAAUUGCAUAAAACUUAAAGCACAGAUAUAAGUUACGAGUACAAGAUGGCUGCGUGUCCAUGGUGCAGCAGCAGCAGCAGUUGCGCGGCGCGGUGCGGCGCGGGGCUUGCCGCGUCGCCAGUGCGUUGGUAUGCAGGCAGCCACGCUCAGCUGUUUUGCAGACGCCGUUGAGGAACGCAGAUGACCCGUGGGCAGCCCCGUGGCCCCGCAUCCCUGCAGGUCCUCGGGGCGCUGCGCACCUGUACCGCCUGCCCGUCACUUGGCGGGAGAGGAACAAAAAGUUUGCACAGCACCUGUUGUAACCUUUCCUCUCCCCUUCCAUUUCCUCUUUCCCCGCAUCCACCCUCCUCUUAAACCCCCCACACCCCGCCAGUCCGCCGCGCCACAUCCCGCCACGCGCGUCACCACGUGCACCACACCUGUUGUGCCCCCAGCCUGCCCCCUGCCCCUACCACCUGCCCGCCACGCGCGCCACCACGUGCACCACACCUGCCAAUGUUUACAAACACAGUCUGGCUUCGCAGCCGCCACGCCUCCCCACCGCUGUGCAUCGCGGCGCCGCACUCACGCACAACACCCCCUGGGCUACGCCAACACGCCGCCACGCAGCCAUUACCUCCACACGCCAUAAAACAUGCACGAGUUUGCCAAAUUUCGGCAGCCGCCAUCCGCCGCACGCGCUCUCACCACGUGCUAGUGAAAGGGGGCGGAGGGACACCUGUUGUGCGGCAGACAGAACCUCACCCUCACAAGACACAGCCCAGUCUAUCAGAUGGUUCACUCUGCGCCCCUGUGUCUGCAUUAGUUUCCUUCAGUGUGGUGGGAAGGAGGUCGCCAGGUAGCCCAGCGAGGACCCAGGUCUUACAUCAUUGCCAAGAUCAUCACCACUGAUCCCAGACAGGCCACCACCACCACUACCCGCUGUUGCUGCUGACACCACGUCGCUGGGGAUGCCCUGGAGAACUUGGGUGGGCAUGGCUGCAGAAUCCCAGCACUCCUGUAAUAAAGCUCAGUAUGCACCAGCAGGCGAGUUCAGUAUUAUGAAUCAACAUUAUAACACGGGAAACCGAUGUAACGAUGUAUACAAUGAGUAGUUACAAUUGGUCAUUACACGAAGCCGAGGGGGAAGCAUGGAGGUGGAGGAGGCGAUGACGAGGAUGGAGGAGCAGGAGCAGUUCACUUUGUCCGAGGUCUGUGUGCAGGUAAGACUGGUGAAAAAGGUAAAAAGUCCCCUUGCAAGCCAAAAGUACUACAUACUGCUGUUCUCAAGCUUAGGAUAGCCUAAACAAUUCCCAGAUGCUGUCUUGCCAACAACGAUGUCCGUGCUAAUGGAAGAAAGGCUUUUAAGCAAGGAAAAGGAGACCACAUUUCUGCUUCAGAGAUUCUGAUGCCUUCUAGAGUAUAAGGCCACUGCUCAAGAAGGGGAGAAGUCAUCCCUCAGCCUUGGAUUUUGUUGGUCCUCCACUCACUUGUACCUCAUAUAAGGAACUAGUAAGACUGUGUUAGCUAGCUGUGAUGCUGGUACAUAAGCUGCAAUGUUCAAAGUCCUGGAGACUCCACAACUCAGAUGAAUGUCUUGUUGAUUUUUUUUUUUUUUUCUUUAUAUAAAAUAACUUACCUUACAAACCAUGUGAUCAUUCUCUGGAUAGUCUUCCUAGUAUUGUAAUUAUUACAAACCAUGUGGUCUUUCUCCGGAGAGACUUCCUAGUAUUGUAAUUAACAUUUGUAUCUUCACAAACCUACAGCAGCCAUGUCAUGGCACUAAACAGUUGUAUUAGCUUGAAAUAAACCAACUGUGCUGCAGAA
This is a messenger RNA of Scylla paramamosain (green mud crab), 2822 nucleotides long. RefSeq lists its product as uncharacterized. The record is from RefSeq and is a predicted model, not a curated record. NCBI's taxonomy places the organism in Eukaryota, Metazoa, Arthropoda, Malacostraca, Decapoda, Portunidae. The transcript is spliced from 8 exons. Bases 1512 to 1907 code for a protein of 131 amino acids.